AUGUUUAUAAAAAUUACUAAUAUUUAUUUUCUUUUAUUUAUUUUAAUUAAUUUUUUUAUUAAUAAAAUUUCAUUAUCAAAUGGAGAUAUUUCUCCAUAUUUUAAUUAUUGUAUAUUUAAAUGCAAAGAUUUAUUUAACUGUCCAGAAUUUAAAUAUUUUCAAUUUACUUGGUGGGCUAAUGAAAAAUGUUUUAAAUGCAGACAAAAAUGUAUUUGGAAUACUGUUGAACAUUUUAGAAUUUCAAAAAAACAAAUUCCAAAAUUUAAUGGGAAAUGGCCUUUUACUCCAAUUAAAAUUAAAAUUGGAAAUAUUUAUUUAGCCAAUAUACAAGAACCUGCUUCCACAUUCUUUUCACUUUUAAAUGCUUUUUCCUUUUGGAAAAUGAAACAAAAAAUUAAAAGGAAAAUAAAAAAUAAUUGGAAACAUUUAAAUAAAUGGUUGGGAUUUGGAAAUAUUGGAAUAAUUACUUGGAUAGCUUCAAUUACUUUCCAUAUUUGUGACCAUUGGAUAACUGAAAUUUUUGAUUAUUGUGCAGCAUUUACUUUAAUUUUAUAUACUUUUUAUAUUUCUGUUUGUUUUUGUUUUUCUGAAUAUUUUAAAGAAAAACAAAAUAUUUUAUCAAUUGGAUUUAUUUCUUUUUAUUUUGGGUAUUUAACAAAUAUUUAUUCAAAACCUUUAUUUAAUUAUUCAUUUCAUAUGAAAUGUUGUAUUUUAAUUGGAUUAUUGACUGGAUUUAUAUUUUUAUUUUGGAUAUUUUUUGAAUAUCUAAAAGGAAAGAAAAGAAUAUCUUUAUUAAUUUUAAUUUUAACGUUGUUUAUUAGUUUUUUGUCAGCCUCUUUCGAUGCUUUUUUUGAUUUUCCUCCAAUUUUUUGGAUUUUUGAUGCUCAUUCAUUCUUUCAUUUAUUUUCUAUUCCCAUACCUCUAUUGUGGGCUGAAUUUUUAUGUUUGGAAGCAAAAUUGGAUAAACAAAAAAUUGAAAAAUAA
Molecule: messenger RNA, 984 nt
Organism: Meloidogyne enterolobii
Lineage: Eukaryota; Metazoa; Nematoda; Chromadorea; Rhabditida; Meloidogynidae
Source: the annotation of a GenBank genome assembly